AUGACGGAUUUGUUGCAUGUUUUGCGAAUGCACAUUGUCAGCGAAGCCUCUGAAUUCUUGCCAGAGCCGCUGGUCUGCGAGACAUUGCAGGCUGUUUACGCGAAGUGGAAUGCAGAUAAGUUCGAUGAUGUGCCAAGGCUCAUGGAGAAGUACAAAGACCAGGAGGCAGAGAUAUACGAUCAUAUUGUGCGCAAAUACGUGUUCAACCGACCGCAAAAGGAUUGGCAGCCUCUCGUAGAGGCAAUGUAUGCGCGCUUCAAUCCAGGCAAGCUUGCUGCAUUGGACAGCAUUUUUGCUAAAUACAAAGACAGCGAGGCUGCACUUUAUCGAGCGCUGUGUGACAAGUACCUGCCGACCUUGACGGAAGGUGGUGAGCCGCUGGUGUUCAACGUUUGGGAUCAGGCAUUUGACGUCCGCUCCGAAGGCAGCAUGUCAGCCAAGGAGACUCAAGGCAAUGACGAGGUGAUGCUGGUUUCUCCAAGCCAGGAGAUGCCCUUGGAACCUUCGCCAUGCCCGGGGAUUGGCCGCGUUUCUUUGGAGGCUCCAGAGGCCCCAGGCCCUGGAGAAGCCGUCACAACUGAGGAGCAGAAGCGAGCGCACAAAGAGAAGAAGGAGAAGAGAAAGAAAGGGAGGCAAGCACAUGCUGAGGUGUUCCCUCCGCUGCUUCCAAAGCCACCAAGCGACAUCGGCCGUGAAAACAUGGCAGGUGUGAGGGACGAUGUGGAUCUGGGCCAGCAGGCUGCAAGAAAAACAAGGGCUGACGCCUCCCUGCGGCCAAAGGCGGCUGCCAGACCACAGCCAGACGAUACUGCCCUACCUCAGGUGUGUGCUGAUCAGCUUGGACAGUCAAAGCCAACUGGAGCCGUCAAAAAGAGGAGGAUCAAGGAGAACGGCAACGGAAGUCACUCAAAGGAAAAUCAAGAAGGCCACAAGCGAAAGAAGCGCCGCAAGGUGCCGGAGGCUUUGAUGGCGAAUGGAGAAGAGGACGGAACUGGAGCUCCAGAGCUUCAGAAGUUGGACUCUGGCCUUGAACAGCGAAGACAGCAGUUGAAGGAGAAGCUGUUAGAACUGAAGACUCAAAUUUCUUCACAGGCUUCACCAGCCUCAGCACCGCAAGACAGUGCCAUGGACUUUUGGGGUCGACCUGCAACUCCCUGGACGCAGGCCAACUUGCCUGAUGCCAAGUCUGACUCGUACAGCGAGGACGAGAACGACAAAGACGGACAAAGCGACGCUGAGUGGGCAGAAAACAGGACUGUUGUCCUGCGGAACAAGCUGGAGGUUCAGUUGCGAGCAAAGUUGAUGAACUCGAUGACAAAGGGAUGA
Molecule: messenger RNA, 1326 nt
Organism: Effrenium voratum
Lineage: Eukaryota; Dinophyceae; Suessiales; Symbiodiniaceae
Source: the annotation of a GenBank genome assembly